Molecule: messenger RNA, 1570 nt
Organism: Phymastichus coffea
Lineage: Eukaryota; Metazoa; Arthropoda; Insecta; Hymenoptera; Eulophidae
Product: glutathione S-transferase LANCL1
Exons: 10
Coding region: 161-1375 (404 amino acids)
Biological process (GO): peptide modification; carbohydrate metabolic process
Cellular component (GO): plasma membrane
Source: RefSeq, a predicted model, not a curated record
ACUAUGCACUAGCUGUUGCAGAAUAGCUGAAAUAAAUAUUAUUGUUGUGAAAAACUUUGAAAACUAAACAUUUUUUAAUUCUGUGAGAGCAGAUUUAUUUAAAACUACGUUAUUAAACUCAAUUAAAUUUUGAAAUAUAGGUAAUUACUAUAGUUCAAGAAUGGAUGGUCGCCAUAUCACUAAUCCUUAUGAAGAUUAUUCAGAAGGCAAAUCAAAAACGGUUCUAAAUAACAGUGGCAAAGACAUUAAUGACGAAUUUCGAGAAAAAUUGACUGUAGGGACAAAAUUAUUAUUACAAAGAUUGGAAGAUCAUAAAAGAUAUUGGUACAGUAAAGAUGAUACAUCUCUUUACACAGGGUUGCCUGGAGUUGCUUAUACCCUUUACCACUAUGGCAAAUAUUUUGAAGAUCAAAAUUAUAUUACUAGAGCUGGAGAAUUAAUAGGAAAAUGUCUUGAUGGGUUAAGAGGCAAAAGACAUGUGACAUUUUUGACUGGUAAUGCCGGUCCUAUUGCUUUGGGAGCAGUAAUUUAUCAUUUGCAUGUUGAUAAAGAAGAGUCAAAAAAUUUGAUUUCUAAAUUGAAAGCAUUAUCAUCAUAUGUUGUUGAUGAUAGUAGCGGCUUGCCUGAUGAAUUACUUUAUGGUAGGGUAGGAUACUUAUACUCAUUAUUGUUUGUGAACAAACAUAUAUUGCCGGCUCCCAUAGAAGAAGAUUUAAUCAAACAGGUAAUACAAUGUAUAUUGAGUUCAGGAAAUAAUUAUGCAAAAGCUCGCGGGAUCAAUUCUCCCUUGAUGUAUAUGUGGCACGAUUCUGAAUAUUUGGGUGGAGCUCAUGGCUUGGCUGGAAUAUUGUAUUUAUUAUUGCAAGCUAAACAAUACCUCACAGAAGAUCAAUUAAAAAAUGAAAUAGAGCCUUCAUUACAAUGGCUUGAGAAAUUGAAAUACCCAUCUGGAAACUUUCUUUCAUCUGUAGGCAGUACGACAGAUAAAUUAGUACAUUGGUGUCAUGGAGCACCUUCAAUGACUAUGUUAUUCACUUUAGCAUACGAAAUAUUUCAAAAAGAGCAGUAUUUGGAUACCGCUGUGCAAUGUGGAGAAGUUAUAUGGCAACGUGGAUUACUGAAAAAAGGAUGCGGUAUAUGUCACGGAGUUGCUGGAAAUGCUUAUUCGUUUUUAAAUCUUUUCCAAUUAACGAAGGAUCCCAAAUAUCUUUACAGAGCUUGCAAGUUUGCCGACUGGUGCUUAGAUUACGAUACUCAUCAGAGAAGACCAGCCGAUCGUCCAUUUUCUCUAUUUGAGGGUUUAGCAGGAACAAUUUAUUUUCUUGUUGACAUUCAAAAGCCAAAUGAUGCUAAAUUUCCUGGUUAUACUUUAUAGAAUAGAAUCUUAUUAAAGAAUUUUUCGCUUUAGUCAUUUACUCACAUGUAUGCUUCAUCUCAUUAAAUAUAUAUUUUCUAUUUUAUUUCAUACAUAAAUAUCUUUAAAAUUGAAUUGUAUUAGUGCUCCCAAAUUUGAUCAUCAUUUUUAAACGAAUAUUCAAAAUAAUAUUCUUAGAAAACCCGUACGUAGAGU